AUGGCGCACGCUGGCGGCGGCGGCGGCGUCGGCCCUGCGGGCCGGGGGCUGAGCGGCGCCCGCUGGGGUCGCUCGGGCUCCGGGGGCCACGAGAAACUGCCGGUGCACGUGGAAGACGCCCUCACCUACCUGGACCAGGUGAAGAUCCGCUUCGGCAGCGAUCCUGCCACUUACAAUGGCUUCCUGGAAAUCAUGAAGGAGUUCAAGAGCCAGAGCAUUGAUACUCCUGGCGUCAUCCGACGAGUGUCGCAGCUCUUCCAUGAACACCCUGACCUCAUUGUUGGAUUCAACGCUUUCCUUCCUCUCGGCUACAGAAUAGACAUUCCCAAGAAUGGCAAGUUAAACAUACAGUCGCCUCUGUCGAACCAGGAGAAUUCGCACAACCACAGCGACUGUGCAGAGAACGUGAAGCAACAGGUGCUGUACAAGGAGGACAAACCCCAGGUGCCCUUGGAGUCCGAUUCCGUGGAGUUCAACAAUGCCAUCAGCUAUGUGAACAAAAUUAAGACCCGCUUUCUGGACCACCCGGAAAUCUACAGGUCCUUCCUGGAGAUACUGCACACCUACCAGAAGGAGCAGCUGAGCACGAAGGGCCGUCCCUUUCGAGGCAUGUCUGAAGAGGAGGUGUUCACCGAGGUGGCCAACCUCUUCCGCGGCCAGGAGGACCUGCUCUCCGAGUUUGGACAGUUCCUGCCUGAAGCCAAGCGCUCCCUGUUCACAGGAAAUGGGCCAUGCGAAAUGAAUAGUGUUCAAAAGAGCGAGCAUGAGAAGAAUCUGGAGCAUAGCAAAAAGCGCUCCCGGCCCUCCCUCCUCCGUCCCGUGUCUGCACCAGCAAAGAAGAAGAUGAAACUCCGUGGCACCAAAGACCUGUCCAUCGCCACCGUGGGCAAGUACGGCACUCUGCAGGAGUUCUCUUUCUUCGACAAGGUGCGCCGGGUGCUGAAGAGCCAGGAGGUCUAUGAGAACUUCCUCCGCUGCAUCGCCCUCUUCAACCAGGAGCUGGUGUCCGGCUCUGAGCUCCUCCAGCUGGUUGGCCCGUUCCUAGGGAAAUUUCCAGAACUCUUUGCACAGUUCAAGUCCUUCCUGGGGGUGAAAGAGCUGUCCUUUGCCCCACCCAUGAAUGACAGAUCUGGGGACGGAAUAAGCCGGGAGAUUGACUAUGCCUCGUGCAAGCGCAUCGGAUCCAGCUACCGGGCGCUCCCCAAAACCUACCAGCAGCCCAAGUGCAGCGGGAGGACAGCCAUCUGCAAAGAGGUGCUGAAUGACACCUGGGUGUCCUUCCCCUCCUGGUCUGAGGACUCCACCUUCGUCAGCUCCAAGAAGACGCCCUACGAGGAGCAGCUGCACCGCUGUGAGGAUGAGCGCUUCGAGUUAGACGUUGUCCUGGAGACCAACCUGGCCACAAUCCGGGUGUUGGAGAGCGUCCAGAAGAAGCUGUCCCGCAUGGCGCCAGAAGACCAGGAGAAGUUCCGGCUGGACGACUGUCUGGGGGGCACGUCAGAAGUGAUCCAGCGCCGCGCCAUCCACCGCAUUUACGGCGACAAGGCCCCAGAGAUCAUCGAGAGCCUCAAGAAGAACCCUGUCACCGCCGUCCCCGUCGUCCUAAAAAGGCUGAAGGCCAAGGAGGAGGAGUGGCGGGAGGCCCAGCAGGGCUUCAACAAGAUCUGGCGGGAGCAAUAUGAGAAGGCGUACCUCAAGUCCCUGGACCACCAGGCCGUGAACUUCAAGCAGAACGAUACCAAGGCCCUUCGCUCCAAGAGCCUGCUCAACGAAAUCGAGAGCGUCUAUGAUGAGCAUCAGGAGCAGCACUCGGAGGGCCGCAGUGCCCCCUCCAGCGAGCCGCACCUCAUCUUCGUGUACGAGGACAGGCAGAUCCUGGAGGACGCGGCCGCCCUCAUCAGCUACUACGUGAAGCGGCAGCCAGCCAUCCAGAAGGAGGACCAGGGCACCAUCCACCAGCUGGUGCACCAGUUCGUGCCCAGCCUCUUCUUCUCCCAGCAGCUGGACCUGGGUGCAUCUGAGGACUCUGCCGACGAGGGCCGGGCCAGCCCCCCGGGGCAGGCUGCAGACCCUGGCGGCGACCGGAAGAAGCCAGCGCCCGGGCCUCAGAGCAGUCCCCCAGAGGAGAAGGGGGCCGCAGGCGAGGCGCCGGCCCCGGAGCCGCAGCCACCGCAGCACAAGCCCCUGGAUGACGUCUACAGCCUCUUUUUUGCCAACAACAACUGGUAUUUCUUCCUGCGCCUCCAUCAGACGCUGUGCUCCAGGCUGUUGAAAAUCUACCGCCAGGCGCAGAAGCAGCUUCUGGAGUACCGCACGGAGAAGGAGCGGGAGAAGCUGCUGUGCGAGGGCCGCCGUGAGAAGGGCAACGACCCUGCCAUGGAGCUUCGGCUGAAGCAGCCGAGUGAAGUGGAGCUGGAGGAGUACUACCCGGCCUUCCUGGACAUGGUGCGGAGCCUGCUGGAGGGCAGCAUCGACCCCACGCAGUACGAGGACACGCUGCGCGAGAUGUUCACCAUCCACGCCUACGUGGGCUUCACCAUGGACAAGCUGGUGCAGAGCAUCGCCCGGCAGCUGCACCACCUCGUGAGCGACGACGUCUGUCUGAAGGUGGUGGAGCUCUACCUGAACGAGAAGAAGCGGGGCGCCGCUGGCGGGAACCUGUCCUCCCGCUGUGUCCGUGCCGCCCGGGAGACCAGCUACCAGUGGAAGGCCGAGCGGUGCAUGGCCGACGAGAACUGCUUCAAGGUGAUGUUCCUCCAGCGCAAAGGGCAAGUGAUCAUGACCAUCGAGCUCCUGGACACCGAGGAAGCCCAGACGGAGGACCCCGUGGAGGUCCAGCACCUGGCUCGGUACGUGGAGCAAUAUGUGGGAGCGGAGGGUGCCUCCAGCUCGCCCACCGAGGGCUUCCUCCUGAAGCCCGUGUUCCUGCAGAGGAACCUCAAGAAGUUCCGCCGGUGGCAGUGUGAGCAGGUGCGCGCGCUCCGCGGCGAGGCCAAGAGUUCCUGGAGGCGGCUGGUCGGGGUGGAGAGCGCCUGCAACGUGGACUGCCGCUUCAAGCUCAGCACCCACAAGAUGCUGUUCAUUGUGAACUCCGAGGACUACAUGUACCGCCGAGGGACGCUGUGCCGGGCCAAGCAGGUGCAGCCCCUGGUCCUUCUGCGCCACCACCAGCACUUUGAGGAGUGGCAUAGCCGCUGGCUGGAGGACAACGUGACAGUGGAGGCAGCCAGUCUGGUGCAGGACUGGCUGAUGGGUGAGGAGGACGAGGACAUGGUGCCCUGCAAGACGCUCUGUGAGACGGUGCAUGUGCACGGCCUGCCCGUGAACCGCUACCGCGUGCAGUACAGCCGCCGCCCCGCCUCCCCCUGA
Rangifer tarandus platyrhynchus (Svalbard reindeer) is the source of this 3369-nucleotide messenger RNA. NCBI's taxonomy places the organism in Eukaryota, Metazoa, Chordata, Mammalia, Artiodactyla, Cervidae. The record is from the annotation of a GenBank genome assembly.